GGGGCAGAUCAGACCUGCAGAGUGGAGUCACCUCUGGGUCCUGCUAGGGGCCCAGAUCUUGGACUGGGUUUCUCUCUGAACCACAACCACUGACUUUGCUACUUUUUAACUCUGAGGAAUCUCUGGUUCCUCUGCUGCCUCAAAUAUAGACACACUGUCUCUCUCCUGCUGGAUUACUUUGGAAAUUCUACAAGACUUUAUUUACCUACUUAUGUUUAAAUUAUUUUCUGUUUGGCCUGGGGCAGAGGGUUAAGUUAAUCACCCUGUCAGAUCCCUAUUCCCUGUAGCCCUUGGUCUCUAAGACUUACGGGCCCCUCUCCCCUGCCCUGUUCUAGGUACUUUCUUUGAUUUCCCCACUCCCACCCUAUCUCCUACCCUCCCAAAGACGACCCUCUAAAUCUUUUGAUACAUAUCCUUGAAUUGUUCUGUAUCUUUGCAAAAUGUGUCCUUGUUUUGUGUGUGUACGCUACUUUUUAAACUGUGUGAUCAGGAACAAGAAAGUAAUUUCUCUGUACCUCUGUUUCCUCAUCAUUAAAUGGGAUUAACACUCCCUCAUGAGGUGGCUGUGAAGAUUUAAGUUGAUAACAACAGCAUGAGCCAAUUAGGACAGUGACUGGCACUACUAAGUAUCCAGUAACAACUACAUUCUCCUAACGCUUGAUCAGCAUGAAUUUCAACAGAUGUCUGUAUAAUAUUGGGGAACAGCUGGGCAGUGAAGACCUGGCUGCCCUCAAGUUCCUGAGCCUGGACUACAUUCCACAUAGGAAGCAGGAACCCAUCAAGGAUGCCUUGGUGCUAUUCCAGAGGCUCCAGGAAAAGAGAAUGUUGGAGGAAAGCAACCUGUCCUUCUUGAAGGAGCUGCUUUUCCGAAUAAAUAGACGGGAUCUGCUCACCUACCUGGACACCAGUGUGGAGGAGAUGGAGAGGGAGCUUCAGAUGCCGGGCAGGGCCCAGAUCUCUGCCUAUAGGGUCAUGCUUUUUCAGAUUUCAGAAGAUAUGACCAAACAGGAAUCGAAGGACUUCAAGUUUUUUUUGAGGCAGGAGAUCGCCAGAUAUAAGCUGGAUGAUGACAUGACCUUGCUUGAUAUUUUCAUAGAGAUGGAGAAGAGGGUCAUGCUAGGGGAAAGAAACUUGGACACCCUGAAAAGAAUCUGUGAGCAAAUCAACAAGAGCUUGCUGAAGAAAAUCAACGAUUAUGAAGAACUAAGCAGAGAGCAAGGAAUGAGCCUUGGAAGAGGUCCAGAUGAAUUUUCAAACGAUAUGUCACAAUUGUUCAUAAGUAGGGACUCCUUUGAAAUGCUGGCCAUGUCGGACUCUCCAGGAGAAAAGGACAGUGAGUCACAGAGUCAGCUCCUGGGCUGGAUUUUUGUUUUCCAGACAUCGAACACAGUUUACCGAAUGAAAAGCAAACCUCGGGGAUACUGUUUGAUCUUUAACAAUUAUGAUUUUAGCAUAGCAAGGAAGAAUGUGCCCAAACUUCACAGCAUGAAGGAUAGGAAUGGAACAAACUUGGAUGCAGAGGCUUUGAGAAAGACCUUUAGUGAGCUUCAUUUUGAGAUAGUGAAUUACGAAGACUACACUGCGAAGAAAAUCUGUGAGGUUCUGAAAUCCUACCAAAGCAUGGACCACAAUGACAAGGACUGCUUCAUCUGCUGCAUCCUCUCCCAUGGAGACAAAGGCAUCAUCUAUGGCUCCGAUGGGCAGGAAGCCCCCAUCUAUGAGCUGACCUCUUACUUCACUGGUUCAAAGUGCCCUUCCCUUCUUGGCAAACCCAAAAUCUUUUUUAUUCAGGCUUGUCAAGGGUAUAACUACCAGAGAGGUAUAGCUGUUGAAACUGACUCAGAACAGAAGGAAACCUAUUUAGAAAUGGAUUCAUCACUUCAGAAGAGAUAUAUCCCAGAUGAGGCUGACUUUCUGCUGGGGAUGGCCACCGUGGACAACUGUGUUUCCUACCGAAGCCCCAUGGAGGGGACCUGGUAUAUCCAGUCACUUUGCCAGAGCCUGAGAGAAAGAUGUCCUAGGGGUGAAGAUAUUCUCACCAUCCUUACCAAGGUGAACUUUGAAGUAAGCAAUAAGGAUGACAAGAAAAAUAUGGGCAAACAGAUGCCACAACCUACUUUCACACUGAGGAAAAAACUCUUCUUUCCCCUUAAUUGAUGCUAUUGUUUAGUUGCAUAACUAAACAGUAAUUAAAAUGCUGCUAUUUUAUUCUUUCUUUCUUUCUUUUUUUUUCUUGAUAGCUGGAAGUCAAGAGAAUGGGAAUCAGGACAAUAUAAUUUUCAUGCAAAUUCAAUCUAAAUCUCUGGCUUUGCAAUAGCUAGACAGUCAUAGCUGUAGGCAUGAUUUUAAUUGUAUCUUUAAUUUGAUGAGAAGGUUUAAAAAUGAACUUGUAGUAGAUACAAAAAGUAUAGUAAGUUUAAAAGAAAUGUCAAAGAUCACUGAGGGGGAUAUUUGUGAUCUGAUCUGGCUAAAAAAAACCCUCAUGUGUUGAGGUUGAGGGUAUAAUGCUCCCACAUCCAGCCUGAUUGCUGGUGGUGAGUGUGACAAACUAUCCCAGAAACAUGUGAGCUUCUUCUCCUGCACCAUGAGCUGACUUUGCUUUUCAGUGGUGAAAGACACCACUGUUUAGACUUAGAUUUCAAAAACCUAAGCAUGAUUUUCCUUGUUUUUAUUACUCAUAAGUACAGUA
This is a messenger RNA of Aethalodelphis obliquidens (Pacific white-sided dolphin), 2689 nucleotides long. It is a transcript of the gene CASP8, whose product is annotated as caspase 8. Gene Ontology annotation, biological process: proteolysis; apoptotic process; regulation of apoptotic process. NCBI's taxonomy places the organism in Eukaryota, Metazoa, Chordata, Mammalia, Artiodactyla, Delphinidae. The transcript has 9 exons. The record is from RefSeq and is a predicted model, not a curated record. Bases 667 to 2157 code for a protein of 496 amino acids. Gene Ontology annotation, molecular function: protein binding; cysteine-type endopeptidase activity.